Molecule: messenger RNA, 2130 nt
Organism: Morchella importuna
Lineage: Eukaryota; Fungi; Ascomycota; Pezizomycetes; Pezizales; Morchellaceae
Exons: 3
Coding region: 1-2130 (709 amino acids)
Biological process (GO): transcription initiation at mitochondrial promoter
Cellular component (GO): mitochondrial matrix; mitochondrial DNA-directed RNA polymerase complex
Molecular function (GO): mitochondrial transcription factor activity
Source: RefSeq, a predicted model, not a curated record
AUGCGGAAAAUCACAGAGGCUGCCUCGCGCACACUCACAAAGCAGCUCACGGGCCUGUUCAAGUCCCCCCAGAAGCAUGCCGUCAACAUCGUCUCCCCCACACUCUGCGAACAGGCAAUCUCCCGUCUCGACCUCAGCGCCUACAAGAACCCCAUCCUCAUCGACAUGUCCCCCGGCAUCUGCACCUGGUCCGCCGCCCUGCACGACGCCCUCCAACCCCGCGCACACAUCCUCCUCGAGCCCGAAAAGGAAUACAAGCCCUGGAUCGACGACUUCCAAUCCACACGGCCCAACAUCUACUGGCUCCCCGAGCAAGGCGACCGCUGGAGCCUCUACAUGAGCAUGUUCGGUCUCUCCACGCCGCCAGCCAAGUGGCCCGCCGACUACCCCAACCUCACGCCGCGCACCGUCCCGCCCGAGGACGGCGUCAACCCCGACAUCAUCUUCACCGGCAACCUGUCCGAGAGCGAGAAGCUCAACAGCCGCCUCCUCGCGCAGCUGAUCGCCACGAUCCCGCGCGAGCGCUGGCUCAUGACGUUUGGCCGGGUGCGCUUCCUCACGUGGAUCCUGGACGAGACAAAGGUGCGGUACCUCCCGCGCACGAUCGCGAGCAGGAUCAGGGCCACAGUGAUGGCCGAGGCCGUGUGCGACGUGACAGAGGUGGCGAGCUCAAACACCAUCACCACGGGGCGGGGCCAUCCAAAGGCGUCGGUGUUCAAGACGGACGCGGACGGGAACCUGGUGGUUGAGCCGUUGGAGGAGGCGCCGCCCGUAGACGCGGAUGCGCCGCCGCCGCCAAGGAAGUGCGGCCGCCCAAAAGGGUCGGGGAAGAAGCCGCCGAAACUCACGGCAAACGGGGAACCAGAACAAGAAAUCGAAAAACCCCCCGCGCCCCCGCGCAAAAGGAAGAAGCCCCCCAAGGAGGGGCAGGAGGAGCAGGAGAAGGAGGCGGAGGAGAAGAAGAAGAAGGAGAAGGAGGAGGAUAUGGACUUUAGCGUCCCGCAACCCCUCAAAAAACUCAUCGCCCGCGUCGAACGCGGCGCCGACCCCAACAGCACCCUCAAACUCCCCUUCCCACUCAUCACCGCAACGCUCAACGCACUGCAAGCACACUACACCCCCACCGCCCCACGCAUCAGCUCCGACGCCGAACUCCCCUCCCUGCGCGCGCUCGCGCGCGACCUGCACGCCCAGAAACUCACCAAGCAGCACACACACGCACUCUCCAUCCUCACCGCGCGGCUCAAGGACUGCGACAAGAACUACAAAGAGUCCCUCCGCAAGCUGACACAGCGUCUGACGGAGUACCUCACGGACCCCGCGACGCGCGACACGUGGCUCGAGGGCAUGGAGCACCCCGCGUGGUACUACCACGGGGGCGAGGACGACGUGCGCGGUCUCGCCGAGGCGCUGAUCCGCAAGCGGCGCGGCAGCCAGGCGGACCCGCACUCGCGCAUGGGGCGCCACGCGGUGCGCGCCGCGCAGUUCGACGACAGCCUGUUUGCGGCGCUGGAGCGCAGCGAGGAGACGGCGCCGCCGGCGAAGGCGCAGGGCGGCGAGGUGGUCAAGAUGAUUGCGGACUAUAAUCGGAACUGGGAUGCGCAGGGGAAGGAUCCCGCGUGCGAUAUUAGGGACGAUGAGAUCUUUAGCUAUGAGAAUAAGCUGCUCGAGUUCCACCGCAGAGAGUACGAGCCCAUCACGGUGCAGCCUAGCGAUUUCUACCCCGAAGCGCCCCUCGCCCUCCUCGACUUCACCCCCAAGCUCCUACACCCCCACCUGCGCAACCCCGACCACAACCUCCGCGACAAGACCUGGGAAACCUUCAACUGGCUGCUCCGCACGCUCUUCCUCCUUCGCGCCCACACCAUCAGCUCCGCGCUGGCCACGCUGGCCCCCGGCGGCGAGCACAUCCUCGACAACCUCGCACCGGGCGUGCACAUCGACCCGGAGCAGCGCACGCGCACGCUGACGGCCGACGAGCUGGUCGAGAUCACGCGGGCGUGGGAGACGUGGCCGUUCCGCAACGAGCUGCUGCAUCUCGAGGAGUAUACGGGCGGCGGGAAGGAGGCCGAGGUCAUGAGUAAUGCGAGUCAUGCGUUUAGAGUGAAGACGCUGAAUUUUGGGAGGUAG